AAUUUUGUUGGUCAAUUUUAAUUGUUAUUUUGAACUUAUUUUUGGCAAAGAAAACUUUCAAUUGAACCUUGCGUGAAAUUGGUUACGUUGAUCAGAUUGAGAUUAACAUUAACCAAUUUGAUUGAAAUGAUACAAUUGAAAUGAGGUUAAACAAGGUAGUUAACACUAUUUGAUUGAAUAUUGAGCGAUCUUGUAAUCAAUAUAAUGGCGUGUUCACAAGGAAUAACACUGUUCAAUGAAACAAUGAGUAAACAGGAGAAAUGAAUUGGGAGUGAAAAGGACAAAAUGAUAGCCUGAUUGGGAGUUAAAUAACUAAAUAAACCCUUCGAUUGUUGAACAGUUUUUUUCAUUCUCAACUUGAUCUCUGUUAUGUUGCAACAAUUUAAGCUAAUAUAAAGUCAAAGAGAAACGUCAGUUCAAAAUAAAAUAUAUUAUGAUAAAUUUUGCUUCAACAGUGAUUCUGUCCUUUGUCAGUAAUUUACCGAGUGUUAACCCAAUUCAACAAAGUUUAAUCGGCCACAAUUCGAGUCGUCGAGGUGUUCAUAUCACUCUAAUCGGUUGGCGAUGGGAUGUCAUUGGACGUUACCUCGUCGUCCUCGUCUUCUUCCUACUCGGGGCUUUUGCCAAAAUAGCUUACCAUAACACUCAAUGGCUACGGAAUCAAGUCCCUGAAUCAUGUGUUCUCAUACUUCUAGGAUCGUUUGUUGGUUUAAUCCUUCAUUUAACAGAUAUUCCUGGAAACACUUAUAUUCCUCAAUUUACACCUGAAAAAUUUUUCUACUUUUACCUUCCUCCAAUCAUCUUGGAAUCAGCUUUUGAAUUGUUUGAUAAAACCUUUUUCAAGAAUAUUGGAACUAUCAUGUUAUUAGCAGUUGUGGGAACAAUCAUCAAUAUCAUUGGAAUCGGGAUUAGUAUUUAUGUUUGCUCCAAUUGUGGACUUUAUUUACCUUUUAGACUUAGUUUUAUUGAAUGUUUAACUUUUUCAACAUUAAUCUCAGCCGUUGAUCCGGUUGCGGUUAUUGCCAUUUUUCAAGAAGUCAAUGUAGAUAAAGCUUUAUAUUUUCUAGUUUUUGGCGAAUCGUUGCUCAACGAUGCUGUUGUGGUCACAAUGUACAAUACAAUGACAAAUUUUGCCGCUGCAACUGAUAUCCAAGUUAAACAUGUGUUCUUGGCAAUUCUCAGUUUCAUAACUGUUUCAGGCGGAGGAAUUGUUAUUGGAGCAAUAUUUGGUGGUUUCACUUCACUAGUGACCAAAUGUACAGGACAGGUUCGAGUAAUUGAACCUUUGGUUGUGAUGUUAUGCGCUUAUCUAUCCUAUUUUACUGCUGAAUUACUCCACUUUUCUGGUAUAAUUUGUCUGACCUGUUGUGGACUGAUUCAAGCUGCCUAUGCACGUCAUAAUAUCUCGAGCAAAUCAAACAUAACAAUAAAAUAUUUUGUCAAAACUUUGAGUAGCAUUUCCGAAGUUAUCAUAUUUCUCUUUCUGGGUAUGGUUUUAAUUCGUGAUAUUCAUACAUGGAAUUUUUCUUUCGUAAUAUCAGUGCUUAUUUUUUGCAUAAUUUACCGAUUCGCAAGUAUUUAUCUGUUGACUUAUGUUUGCAACAAUUUUUCAAAUCGCCUUCGAAGUAUAACUCGCCAGGAACAAUUUAUUAUGGCUUAUGGUGGACUAAGAGGUGCUAUUGCCUUUGCCUUGGCAAUAAUGUUGGAUCCUCGAGAUUUGCCUUCAGCUGAUCUUUUCGUUACAGCAACCUUGACAGUUAUUAUAUUUACUGUUUUUGUUCAGGGAUCAACUACUAAACCGAUUGUUCAACUUUUGGGAUUGCAAAUGUUGACUGAUGCUGAUCCUAAAUUAUUCAACGAGUUACACUUGAAAGUGAUCGAGACUACAAUGAAUGGCCUGGAUGAUAUUAUCGGACAAUCUGGAGCUGGAAAUUUCAUAGCAAAAAGCCUUUACAAUGUCAAUAAAUCAGCCCGAAGGUUUCUCAUUAAAGAUUAUACUAAUCGAUGGACGACCGUUAGACAAACAGUGGACAUGAUUGAAUUGAAUCAGCUUAAAAGUGUCUUCACAAUGGUCAAAUCAAUUCCGGACAAACAUUCGGCUGGUGACUUGAUUUCAUCGGAAAGAUACGUCAAUUCUUUGGGAAGGAAAAUGCCAAACAAAAAAUAUCCAAAAGCUCCAAAAGCAAUCUCUUUUAAUUCAGUUUCUCCCAGGAAUCAAAAUAGUAAUAAUUCUAAUCAUGUUAAUUUUUCUAAACUUCAUUCCAACCUUAAAGGUGAUAGCUCAUCAAAACAUCACUUUAAUGUAAAAGCACUUAGAAAUAUUGAUCCAAGAACAGUCAAUAAAACAAAUGGAGUCUCUCCAUUUGCUGACUAUCAUGGUAAAAUUACUUACGUGAAACCCAAAGAGUUUAUAUUAGCUAAACAAUCAAGAGGACAGCAAUUAGAGAGUCAACCAAAUGAGGCAGAUAAAUCAUCUGGAGCCUCACUGAAAAUUUUAAAAACUCGUUUCAGUUCCGAUUCCAAUAUAAGUUGUUUCCGUGAAACUUUAAAUGAAACAUUUGGACAUAAAGUUUAUCCAGAAUUGAAUACGAGUUCAAAGGAAUCAAGUGAUACAUCGGAGGAAAUCACAUCGAGCAAGGGAUCUAAUUGACGAGCGAUAUUCAAUAGUAUUAAAUGUAAUCAUUAGACCAUUUUAUUGUAUUAUGUCUUGUAAUAGAUCGUUUUUACUUGAUAAAGUAAUUUUUU
Molecule: messenger RNA, 2745 nt
Organism: Tetranychus urticae (two-spotted spider mite)
Lineage: Eukaryota; Metazoa; Arthropoda; Arachnida; Trombidiformes; Tetranychidae
Product: Na(+)/H(+) exchanger protein 7-like
Biological process (GO): potassium ion transmembrane transport; sodium ion import across plasma membrane; regulation of intracellular pH
Cellular component (GO): plasma membrane
Molecular function (GO): potassium:proton antiporter activity; sodium:proton antiporter activity
Source: RefSeq, a predicted model, not a curated record